AUGAGCUUAAGACUGGCACUUGUCCAAAGCUGCAGGGCACAUAUCAGCUAUUCUAGUAUGGUUAGGUUCCGUUUGGCUUUCCCUACGUCUUACACAAGAAUUUUGAAGCGUUUCAAAGGUACUGGGGCUUCUUUCUCCCGGCAGGACCUGGACGUAUUCACGAUGGACAAACAAGGCGGUGGCACAAGGGGCGCCGCUGGCUUUGUUGUGGAAGAUAACCAGCUUGGGAAUGAGGAAGUCGUCGACAGAGACGAGCUGUUGCGAAAUGAGUAUGUGAGUUCCUUCCGUAAAGGGCAAGGCACCCUCCCUCCUGGGACCAAUUCUAGGGAAGCGAGACUGUUGCCUGAGACUAUAACAGGGCGGGCGCCUAGGGAUCAGAUUGAACUCAACCCUACAGUGUCACAAGCAAUUCGUAACAAUAUCCUCAGUUUACAUAUGCCUGGCAAUUUGAGAAGAUCUGCAGGCAGCGGCUUUGUGGAACUCAAACAAAGCAAAGUUCACCGUGCUGCUAGAACGAACAUGGAAGUUGAUUCACAUAUCGCGUCUCUAUUUUUACAGAAUUAUGGAUCCAUUUUCCAGAGUUUAAGUGAACUCAAAAAACGGUUAGGCGAUAAAUUUAAGCCUGAUAGGAUUUUGGACGUGGGCUACGGCCCUGCCACUGGGAUUAUUGCGCUGAACGAUUUGAUGGGGCCAGAUUUCCGUCCUUACUCAAAGGAAGCGGUUAUCCUAGGCCAUAUAGAGAUGCAGAAGCGGGCAAAGAUACUUUUGAGCAGACAAGCCAAUGAAGCCCCCAAUGAUCCUAAUAUUUAUAGUGACGCUGAAGCGGCCGAAACCGACCAGAUAGAAGUGGACAAUGAUUUGGUGGGUGAAGUGAUGACGAAAAAGAUCAAGACUGUAACAAAGCUGAGAGACAGUGUUCCAAGCUCCAAAUCCUAUGACCUCAUCAUCCUCACUCACCAGUUACUGAAAGCAGAAGAAAAAUUCCCAAUCGAAGUGGAUAUGAACAUUGAGUGGUAUUUAAAAAUGCUGGCCCCUGGCGGCCACAUCAUCUUGAUUGAACGUGGUAACCCGAUGGGGUUUGAAAUCAUUGCGAGAGCAAGACAAGUAAUGCUUAGACCAGAGAACUUCGCCGAAGAGCAUGGGAAGAUACCGCGCCCGUGGACAAAAGGAAUUUCGACAGAAGUCUUCAACAAAAGAGAAGUUGGGAGCUCGCACGAAACCCCCCAGAAAGACUUGAGUACGGACUUUUUCGAAAGAGCUCCGGAGGAUGAAGAAGUUUCUGGGGCAAAAAAGGUUCAAGAGUCAUCUCAACCUGGGGAGCCUUCGGGAGAAAGCUACUUUUUGAAAGUUGUUGCACCAUGCCCACAUCACAAAAAGUGCCCUUUGCAGAUAGGCAAGCCCCAGUACUAUGAUUAUGGAGAAGGCAGAGAUUUGAAGUUUUGCAACUUCCAAAAAUCCGUGCUAAGGCCCAAAUACGCCAUAGAGCUAAAAAAGGGACGGGUUUUGGCAACGCCAUGGCAGAACAAUGCAGAAGCAGUAGGUAUCAAAGGAAUGGCCAAGCCAGGGACAGGAAGACCUCAUGGAAGAAAUUUCGAGAUCCUGAGCUACUCAUACUUAAUAAUGGAACGUUCACCAGCAGACGACGAAACGGUACAGCGCAUCAAUAUGGAACGCUCUCAGCAGCAAGAUAAAUAUGGCGUCGGUUCUCUAGGUGACAACACUCCAUCAACAUGGCCCCGCAUAAUUAGGCAGCCUUUGAAAAGGAAGGGGCACGUCGUUAUGGACAUGUGCGGGGCAUCAGGGCAACUGGAAAAAUGGACUGUACCAAGGUCGUUUUCCAAAGAAAUCUACCAUGAUGCUAGGAAAGCCAUGAAAGGAGACCUUUGGGGGCUUGAAGCAAAGACAAAGACCAGAGGAAUGGGGGAUUUGAAUGUUGGAAGACUUGAGAAGGUUGAAGGAGAAAAGAUACGAGAAGCCAAAAGGCAAAUGAAGCGGAAAGAUCGUGAGAUGAAGCAAGCGGUCGAUAACGUCGAUUAUGGAGACCCGCUUUCUUACGAGGAAACCGUGGACACUAUGGCCGCUAUGUACGGUAGCGAAUUUGAAAAAAGCCACAAGAAACCUUGA
This is a messenger RNA of Lachancea thermotolerans CBS 6340, 2124 nucleotides long. It is a transcript of the gene RSM22, whose product is annotated as tRNA methyltransferase RSM22. Bases 1 to 2124 code for a protein of 707 amino acids. Gene Ontology annotation, cellular component: mitochondrial small ribosomal subunit. The record is from RefSeq and is a predicted model, not a curated record. Gene Ontology annotation, biological process: translation. The transcript has a single exon. Lineage: Eukaryota; Fungi; Ascomycota; Saccharomycetes; Saccharomycetales; Saccharomycetaceae. Gene Ontology annotation, molecular function: methyltransferase activity; structural constituent of ribosome.